Messenger RNA from Gracilinanus agilis (Agile Gracile Mouse Opossum), 1473 nucleotides. RefSeq names its product liver carboxylesterase 1-like. NCBI's taxonomy places the organism in Eukaryota, Metazoa, Chordata, Mammalia, Didelphimorphia, Didelphidae. Gene Ontology annotation, molecular function: carboxylic ester hydrolase activity. Gene Ontology annotation, cellular component: lipid droplet; endoplasmic reticulum. The record is from RefSeq and is a predicted model, not a curated record. The transcript has 11 exons. Gene Ontology annotation, biological process: lipid catabolic process. Bases 34 to 1326 code for a protein of 430 amino acids.
GAACCAACCACUUGAGAAAACCUUGCUCCUGACAUGAUGUGGCUGCAUACACUGAUCCUGUACAUCAUUGCCUUCACAGUUCAGGGGCAGCAGCCUUCAAUGCCGAUAGUGGACACAGAAUAUGGGAAAGUCCAAGGCACUCAAGCAAUACUACAAGGAUUUGACAUACCUGUCCAUGUUUUUCUGGGGGUGCCUUUUGCCAAACCUCCCCUGGGACCUCUGAGAUUCACUCCACCCCAGCCUCCUGAGCCCUGGAACUAUGUGAAGAACACCACUACAUACCCUCCAGGAUGUUCCCAGAAUCCAGGUGUAUCAAGUAGACUUUCUAGACUUUUCUCUAUUAGGAAUGAAACCAUUUCAUUUACACAUUCUGAAGAUUGUUUGUACCUAAAUAUUUACACACCAGCUAACCUGACAAAGAAAACCAAGUUACCGGUGAUGGUAUGGGUCCAUGGAGGAGGUUUGUUUAUGGGUGGGGCUUCAACCUAUGAUGGAUUAGCCCUAUCAGCCUUUGAGAAUGUAGUGGUGGUUACCAUUCAGUACCGCCUUGGAAUCUUGGGGUUUUUUAGUACUGGAGAUGAACAUGCCUGGGGGAAUUGGGGUUGCUUAGACCAAGUGGCAGGACUCCAGUGGAUCCAGAAGAAUAUUGCCAACUUUGGAGGAGACCCAGGCUCAGUGACCAUCUUUGGCGAAGCUUCAGGAGGUUUUAGUGUUUCAUCACUGAUUUUGCUCAAGCCCUUAACCUUAAAAUUUGUGUUCAUACCUUCAGUUGUGGAUGGAGCAUUUUUCCCCAAAAGUCCCAAAGAACUCCUGGCUGAAAAGCAGUUUAAUGACAUUCCCUAUAUCAUGGGAAUCACCAAUGAUGAAUUUGGCUGGUUUCUUCCAAAUGAAAUGGGAUAUCCUCUAUCAGGGGAUGGACUGGACCAAGAGACAGCAACCGCACUUCUAUGGAGUUCCUACCCAAUUGUUGAAAUUCCCCAAAAUCUUACUGCUGUAAUAACUCAGGAGUAUCUUGGAGUGACAGAUGAUCCUGUCAAAAAGAAAAGAUUCUUUCUGGACAUGCUAGGAGACUUGACAUUUGGAAUCCCUACUGUCAUUUUGGCUCAGUACUACCGGGACGCAGGUUCACGCACCUACCUCUAUGAAUUUCAGCAUCCAGCAAGUAUUUGGGGAAAUCUGAAGCCAGCAAUGGUCAGGGCAGACCAUGGGGAUGAUUUAUUCUUUGUGUUUGGGUCUCCAUUUUUAAGAGAUGAUUUCUCAGAAGAAGAAAAGCAUCUUAGCAGAAUGAUGAUGAAAUAUUGGGGCAACUUUGCUCGGAAUGGGUGAGAUUUGUAAUAGGGAAUAAGGAAACUUUUUUUUUAAUUUAUUGAUUGUUUGUUUUUAUAUCACUUAUGUUUCCCAAUAUAUUCCUCCUUCUACCCCAUCUUAAAGAAUCUUCUCUAUUAAUAAAAAAAUUUUUUAGAAAGUGAAAAA